UUUAUUUUGAAGGAUGUGUGUUAGCAUUUUCACUGUCUUGGUUCCUAGAUCUUUUGCGUGUAAAUAUAAUAUCCUCAGUAUGUUUUUAUGAAAUUGCGUAAAUAAUUACAUUGGGUUUAAUUUUAAGGUUCCAUAAAGCGAAAUAUUUGUGGUUAUCGCUGGAAGAGCAUCGUAUAUUUCAGACGGCACUCGACGCAGUUCCGCUGGCUUUACUCCUCGUGUGUGGAGCUCGUCUUCCCAGGGCAGGUACCGCCAAAUGAGAUGGCAGUGUAAAGUCUGUGGAUUCAGAGCGACAACAAGGGGUGAUCUUCUGCAGCAUUACAGACUACUGCACAGGACGUUUGAGAUUGGAAAUUCGGCCACCUGACAUGGAUUCAGCAAUGCUCCGGGUCCUUUUUGGGCACAGAAUAGAGAAACUGACUCUUCCAUCCGGAAUACCAGAGACAAUGGAGGAGCUGAACUUGGCCAUCAAACAGACAUUAAGUAUAACCGACAACUUCAGCCUGCAGUAUUUAGAUCCAGAUUUUGGUGACUUUUUUACUCUCAACUCCACUGCUGAAAUUACCCACAAGGCCACAAUUAAGGUUGUGACAAUCAAUCCAGUUGUUCUCAGUUUGUACCCAUUACCACUCAAUGACAGCUACGAUGAAAGUUUCACCUCAGAGCAAUCCCAUGAUCCUGCCUCCACAAGUUCCACUGUACAAGACUCUUGUGGCUCGUGUGAGUCAUCAUCUGAAAGCUCAGCCAUCAUUUCAGCAAGCAGCAGCCUACAAAAGAAACCAUGGCCAACUGAUUUCAUUAUUCCACGAUUCUCUGUUGAAACCGAAAUGAUUCUUGAAAGAGCAAAUGAAGUUUAUAGAAAAGAGGGCACACUGCUGACUAUGCCAAACAUCAAGUCCGAUAUACUUGAAAAGUUAGCUCAGUCCAUUUAUACAUACACUCCCUAUCCAUCACUCCAGAAUCGUCUUUCUGUCGCUGAAGCACUUAUCAAGGCACACCCAUGUCUCAAGGAUCCAGGCAGCUCUUCAGGCGUCAUUGGUUGGCAGAAUAGUAUUAAAUACAAGAUGGCUAACUACAGAACCAAGUUAAGAGGCUUUGGUAUUCCAGAUGUUACAUGCAAUGCUCUAAAACAUAAAUGCCCUGCUGACAGGAAGUCUGCAAAAAAUGUAAAAAAGGCAAAAAGGGCAGAGGUCAAUUAUCUGCCACCCUACCCAGCUGGUGAAAAUGAGCAGAGCUUGGAGAAAGUAAGGGAAGAGCUGGUCACAGAGUCAAAAAAGAAGAACAACGAAAAUGUAGUCAAAGACCAAAUGAGCAAAACAUUUGCCCUCAGACGACAUGAAAUCAUCAAUCUGUGUCCAACUGUUCGAGCCAUGAAGGACCGCUGGCCUGCCCUGUUUGACCCUUCUCAAAUCAAUGCAGAAUUUCAAAGAACAACUACUGUACUUCUGGAACCGAAAUUUAUGUCUGCGUUAGACCGUCACACUCCCAAGCUACUGAUGCUAUUUCGUGCCAAAGGUGGAGCACUUGGAAGAAGACUGGAGAUCAUAAUGGAACUGCUGCAGGACUCAGUGCACUCUUCGAUUGAGAGGACCAGAGAGGUUGUUCUCCGGUGUCUUAUAGAAUACCUUGGAGAACAAGGGGGACAUCUCAUCAAAGAAUUCAACGACAAGGAGAACUUGGAGGAACUUGAACAGCUCAUAAUGGCCAUUACUGUGACACCAAAGCCUGGAGCUUCUACAAGCAACAGCCUAAAAAACAUUGGGAUCGUCAUAGAGGGCGUGGAAGUCAUCACAGGACUUGGAGAUAUUGCAAGGGCUUGCUCUCUCCUCCUUGGCUUGACCUACGCGCUGAAUCUUGAUUAUCCCACACAGCUAAAGUACACCUUUGAGGUCUUCCAAAAACUUUUCUUGGAACUGGAUGAUUCAAAGCUUUCAAGCAAAGUCCAGUCUCUCAAGAGCAAACUUCAGGCUUGAAAUGAGACUGUAUUGCUGUGCAGACUUUUGUGCUACACAAUGUUUAAAAGUGCUAUGUUUGUAAGUUUGCACUGAUUUGUCCCACGAAUGUCGUGACAUUUCAAUUGAUGUAAGUUCAAAGUACAAAUGUAUUUUAUUCUGUUCAAUUUGCACUUUUAUUAUUUAUGUUUUGGCACAUGCCAUUAUGGAGUAUUCUCCUUUUAAGAUCUUCAUUGCUCUUCUUUUUCUUUUCUUUUUUUAUAGUUUGAAGUCAGCAUUUUGGCCUUUUUCAAAUUUCUGGUUUCUAAUGCAUGAGCAAACUUCUGGCUUGAAAAUGAGACCGUAGUUGGAGAGUACAUGUUUUGCUACACAAUUUAGCAAAAAUUUGAAAGUCCUAUGUUUGAAAGUUAGCACUGAUUUGGACUCUUAUCCCAUGAAUGUCAGCGAGAUUUCUAUUUCAAGGUACAAAAUGUUUUUUUUUACUUCGUACAAAUUUCAAUUUUCUGCUUUUGUUUUGGUACAUACACGUCUGGAGGAUUUUUCUUUAAGAUCAAUAUUGAUUCAAUUUAGUGGCUAAGUGAGGUCAUAAAGCAUGCAAACUGGUUUAUGGACACAUCACCAUUCUGUGUCAUUUAUUUUUGUUUUUACAAAAUAGUUUAAAGUCAGCAUUCUCUCCUUUUUCAAAUAUCUGGUUUGAAAUGUAACUGUGGUUGCAGUGUUCAAUGGUGUACUGCAAUGUGUUUAAAGCACAGAAGUGAAUUAUUAAUAAAUUCUUGAGUAUUU
Molecule: messenger RNA, 2735 nt
Organism: Carassius auratus (goldfish)
Lineage: Eukaryota; Metazoa; Chordata; Actinopteri; Cypriniformes; Cyprinidae
Exons: 6
Coding region: 369-1973 (534 amino acids)
Source: RefSeq, a predicted model, not a curated record